This is a messenger RNA of Plutella xylostella (diamondback moth), 3694 nucleotides long. Lineage: Eukaryota; Metazoa; Arthropoda; Insecta; Lepidoptera; Plutellidae. The record is from RefSeq and is a predicted model, not a curated record.
CAAAGCGGACCUUACUUACAAAACUCUAAAUUAGGUUGGUUUAUUUCAGGCCGCAUUGACAACACGAACCUAUCGAAUAAGCAACAGGUUCAUUGUCAUUUUACAUCUACGAUAGAUAACGAUUCGUUAGAUUUGCAAAUGAGAAAGUUUUGGGAAAUUGAAGAAGUCCCUAUAACAAAAAAGCUCACCGCAGAUGAGCUAAAAUGCGAAGAGUUAUUUUGUACCACGACUACUCGCGACGAAACAGGUAGGUUCUGCGUUAGGAUUCCCCUGAAAGAAUCAGCUGACGCGCUCGGUGACUCAUACAGCACGGCGCGCAGCAGGUUCAUGUCGCUCGAGCGUAAACUACAACGUUCGCCCGAGUAUAAACAAAUGUACUGCGAUUUCAUGAAUGAAUAUGAGUCGUUAGGUCACAUGACACGUAUAGGUAUAGAUAAACCCGAAUUACCUAACUAUACUUUAUCGCACCACGGGGUAUUUAAAGAGAGUAGCUCCACAACUCGUUUACGUGUAGUUUUUAAUGCCUCGGUGCCCACAAAAUCCUCAAAAUCGCUUAAUGACAUUCAGUAUUCAGGUCCAGCGUUACAAAACGAUAUCUUUUCUAUAUUAUUGCGAUUUCGUCAGUAUAAAUACGUCGUCUGUGCUGAUAUCGAGAAAAUGUAUAGACAGGUUCUCAUUCAACCUGAUCAAAGGUCAUUGCAGCUAAUUGUCUGGCGCGACUCGCCGGAGGAUCCCCUAGGAGUCUAUCAUUUGAACACCGUGACUUAUGGGACGGCCUCAGCGGCCUAUCUGAGUAUGCGCUGUUUACGUCAGUUAGCGUCGGAAUGCGGUGAUGACGUCAUCGCUCGCGUCAUCAAUGAAGACUUUCUGGUAGACGAUUUAAUUACCGGGUGUGAUGAUUAUCAACAGCUACAUAGUAUUUGCGAAAAAACGUAUCAAGUAUUAGAAGCUGCCGGAUUCAUACUUAGAAAAUGGACGUUUAAUUCAAAAUUUUCAGAAAAUAGUUCAACUGAAAUGUUUAUGGGAGAACAUACUCAGAGUAAAACGCUAGGGUUAGGUUGGCUAAACACGACAGAUGAACUGCACUUCACAACAAAGGUUGAGAAUGCACCUAGGUUGACUAAACGAGUCAUGUUAUCGAUUAUAUCACAGAUUUAUGACCCAUUAGGUUUAUUAGCGCCAGCAGUAAUUAUUUCCAAAAUUCUCAUUCAGAAAUUGUGGCUUUGUAAGAUAGAUUGGGAAGAUGCCGUACCAGAUAGCAUAGUUAAAACUUGGAACAGUUUCAUACAGACGUUGAGUACUUUAGUAGAAUUGAGAGUUCCUCGUUAUGUAAGGAGUGAGCACACUCAACACACGGAACUGCAUAUUUUUUCCGAUGCAUCUCAAGAUGCAUACGGCUCUUGUGCUUACAUUAGAAGCUACGAUGACCUAUCCGAAGUUACAGUGAAGCUACUCUGUGCUAAAAGUAAGGUAGCUCCCUUAAAAGGUUUAAGUAUACCACGAUUAGAGUUAUGCGGGGCGUUCGUAGGUGCGAGAUUAUGUCAUAAAAUUGUAAACGUUCUAAGGUUGAAAUUCGACCGCAUUUAUUGUUGGACCGAUUCUACUAUCGUAAUUGGUUGGUUGCGAAUGUCUCCACACUUAUUAAAACAAUUCGUACAAAAUAGGGUGAAUGAAAUAAAUGAGCUUACUGGAGAUCUGACCUGGUUACAUGUGAAUGGACUACAGAAUCCCGCAGACUUAUUGAGUAGAGGUCUAAAUCUAAGCGAGCUUAGUCAGUCUAGUAGGUGGUGGCAUGGUCCCUUAUUUUUAAAGGAAAAUAAUUUAAAUUUCAGCCAACACUUGCCUAAUGAGCUUCCUGAGUUACCAGAAUUGAAAACGCAAACUACGUCAUUAAUUUGUACAGUAGAUAAUGUGUUUGACUUUGAAAGAUAUUCAACUUUGAAUCGAAUGAAACGUGUUGUAGCAUAUGUACUUAGAUUUAUUAGCAACACUCGGCCGCAGCGCGGACAAAAGACGACCGGCCCGUUAUCAGUAGAUGAGAUAACGGCGGCUGAGCGCGCGCUAAUUAUUAUUGCUCAAAAACAGAUGUUUCCGGAAGAAUAUCAUAACUUAGAAAACAAGUUACCUAUUUCAAAUAAAAAAGGUUGUUCUAUAACGGGACUUAACGUAUUUUUAGAUAAGUUUAAGAUAAUUAGAGUAGGCGGCAGAUUGUCGAAUGCCACUGAAUUCGAUUAUAAUAAAAAGCAUCCAGUAUUAUUGUGUAGUAAACAUCGGUUUACGCUUCUGUUAGUGAGAGACGAACAUAUACGUUUACUUCAUGCGGGGCCUCAGCUGUUGCUAGCGACCGUGCGUGAGUGCUACUGGCCGCUCGGGGGUAGGAACCUGGCGAGGCAGGUGGUGCGGCGAUGCGUCAUAUGCUCUCGUCUGAAAGGUAACACGUUGACUCCCAUCAUGGGAGACCUACCUUCUGAACGUCUUCACCCGGGUUAUCCGUUUAUGUACUGUGGUGUUGAUUACGCAGGGCCAGUAUCAAUAUUAAACCGUAAGGGCCGCGGCGGGUCUCUGGUAAAAGGUUACAUUUGUCUGUUCGUGUGCUUUGUAACUCGUGCCAUCCACUUGGAGUUAGUCAGUGGUCUCUCAACUAAAGACUAUAUUUUAGCGCUGAAAAGGUUCUAUAGUCGCAGAGGUAAACCAAAAUCUAUCUUUUCCGAUAAUGCGGGAAAUUUUACUGGUGUAGAAAAAGAGAUUUCUUUAGCUAUAAAAAAUAAUUCUCAAGAAAUUAUUGAUUUUGCAGCAAAUGAACAAAUUCAAUUUAGAUUUAUUGUCCCACGUAGUCCUCAUAGCGGGGGUUUAUGGGAAUCAGGAGUCAAAUCGUGUAAGCAUCACCUUCGUAGAAUAACCGGUGAUUCUAAGUUGACCUUCGAAGAAUUUACGACAGUAUUGUCAUUAAUAGAAGCAGUAUUAAAUAGUCGUCCACUAUCCCCACUGUCCGCUGAUCCUAAUGACCUUCUCCCCCUUACCCCAGCCCAUUUCCUCAUAGGAAGGCCUCUGACCGCACCUGCCAGCGCUGACCUGACGGGCGCUGCCCCUCACCGCCUGCUACGCUACGACCGAGUCGAGCAGAUGCGACAGCAUUUCUGGAGACGCUGGAGCAAGGAGUACGUCUCAGAGCUUCAGAUCCGCAGCAAAUGGAAGACGAGGGAACAGGACCUGCAGACCGACAUGAUGGUACUGAUCAAGGAGGACAAUACCCCUCCCCUGAGAUGGCGGCUGGGGCGAAUAGUGCGAACCUACCCAGGCAAGGACGGCGUCUCUCGCGUAGCCGACAUACGGACGGCGCGCGGGAUCAUUCAGAGGACGUUCGCCAAGAUCUGUCCACUUCCGAUGCAAGCUGAUGAAGACACCAGCGGUGGCGCAGACUCGACGACCUCAACCGUGACUCCGAGACAUGGCUGACUGAUAGAAAGCUGAUGCUUCCAAGGCCGGCGGGAUGUUCACGCUUUCACGCCAUCUAACGGAUGUGGCGAGAACUACAGGAGGCGCACGCGCACCACAGAUGCUUUGCCGUCUUUGACCGUCGUUCUAUCAUCUAGUUUGUUUCACAGCGCCAUCUAUUUUAUUGUAUUAGUUUGUAUAAUCAUUAUUGUAAUUCACUUGCCUUUGUGACACCAGCAAAUAAACAUUUAAAAAUUAA